GUGUGGGUGACGAUCGCCAACAUCCUGGUGUUCCUAGUGGGUGUGACGGGCAACCUGCUGGUGAUCAUCGUGGUGCUGUGUGUUCGUGAGAUGAAGACCGCCACCAACCUUUGUCUGAUGAAUCUCUCGGUGGCCGACCUUCUAGUGCUGCUCAUCUGUCAGUCGUCUGCCUUGCUGGAGUUCUUUUUCAACGAGAUAUGGCUGCUGGGAGAUGCCAUGU
Candidula unifasciata is the source of this 220-nucleotide messenger RNA. The record is from the annotation of a GenBank genome assembly. Lineage: Eukaryota; Metazoa; Mollusca; Gastropoda; Stylommatophora; Geomitridae.